Penicillium vulpinum is the source of this 540-nucleotide messenger RNA. RefSeq lists its product as uncharacterized. The record is from RefSeq and is a predicted model, not a curated record. NCBI's taxonomy places the organism in Eukaryota, Fungi, Ascomycota, Eurotiomycetes, Eurotiales, Aspergillaceae. The coding region runs from base 1 to 540 and encodes 179 amino acids. The transcript has 2 exons.
AUGUCUGACAACACUGGUAACGCCUCAACUGGCCAGUCAUACCUCGAACAAGCCACAGGCCUUGCUCAGCGUGCCAUGGGUGCCGUUACUGGCGAUUCCUCUACCCAGACCAAGGGUGAACUCAAGCACGAGGAAGGCCAAGCUAAGAAAGAAGCUUCCCACACAACUGCUAAGCUGGGCCCCUUCACGGCCGACCCCAACACCGGAGCCGUUGCUAAAGACGACCCCAAGCGCGAAACAGGAUCCUGGGAUCAGACCAUUGGCUCUGCCAAGGAGUCCAUCGGCAACAUGAUCGGAAACGAGAACCUGCGCCGCACCGGAGCCGAGCAGAAUGCUGCUGGUAAGGAACAAGAGGCCAAGGGCCAGCUCAAGGACUGGGGCUCUGGCAUUCAGAACCGUGCUCAGGGUACUCUUGGAUCCAUUGGUGCCGCUAUCACUGGUGACCGCACGGAGGAAGAGAAGUACCGUGAUAUCCAUGAUGAGGGCAAGGUCCGUCAGCGCGGUGCGGAGGCCGACAUGGCUAAGAAGAAUGGUGCUUAA